Molecule: messenger RNA, 4455 nt
Organism: Schistocerca gregaria
Lineage: Eukaryota; Metazoa; Arthropoda; Insecta; Orthoptera; Acrididae
Product: lysosomal alpha-mannosidase-like
Exons: 19
Coding region: 137-3163 (1008 amino acids)
Biological process (GO): mannose metabolic process
Cellular component (GO): lysosome
Molecular function (GO): carbohydrate binding; alpha-mannosidase activity
Source: RefSeq, a predicted model, not a curated record
GAUACAGCGGCGGAGCAGGGCAGAGCUGGCGCAGCCCCGCACACGGUGUCUGCCGGCUGUGGAGGCAGCGAGAGAGCGGCGAGCGGCGAGCAGCAGGUUUCUGGCAUAAUCUAGGAGUCUUCAAAUAGCAUCCAACAUGGAAUCUGACUGUUUAAGAUCAUGGGCAAUUCAUCUUGUCCUUGUACUGAGCACAUCUGUUACAUGUUUGAAAGAAGUCACAGCACUGAGUGAUUUAACUACAGAUCCAUUUCAGUUUUGCCACCCAGUGAAACAAGGGAUGCUUAAUGUUCACCUGGUACCACAUUCCCAUGACGAUGUUGGAUGGCUCAAAACAGUGGACCAGUACUAUUAUGGAAGCAAGCAAGAAAUACAAAAAGCUGGAGUACAGUACAUAUUGGAUUCAGUUACUGAUGAACUUUUGAUCAAUCCUGAUAGAAGAUUUGUUCAAGUGGAGACAUACUACUUGUGGCGAUGGUUCAGAGAACAGAAAGCAAAGAAACAACAACAAGUGAAAGAACUUGUUAGAUCUGGGAGACUGGCAAUAGCUAAUGGAGGAAUCACAAGCAGUGAUGAAGCCACUACUUACUAUCAGUGCCUUAUAGAUCAACUGACAUGGGGAUUCAGGAGGAUUCAUGACAUGUUUGGUGCUGAACCAUUACCACUUGCUGCAUGGAAAAUUGAUUCAUUUGGACAUUCCCGUGAGAUGAGUUCCAUCUUGGCACAAAUGGGAUUCAAUGGAGUAUUUUUUGCUCGUAUUGAUUAUCAAGACAAAUACAACCGCCUACAAGACAAAACUGCAGAACUGGUUUGGCAAACCAGUGCCAGUCUAGGAACUUCUUCACACCUAUUCACAAGCAUCUUCAAUAACCACUACAGUGCUCCAUCAGGAUUCUGCUUUGAUAUUCUUUGUAAUGAUGAGCCAGUCAAUGAUGAUCCUAACAGUAGAGGCUACAAUGUUGAUGAAAAAGUUAACAACUUCAUAAAUUUUGCUAGAAAUGUAGCAAAAUUUUAUGUCACCAAUAACAUUAUUGUUCCAAUGGGGGACGACUUUCACUACCAAGAUGCACAUGUGAAUUUUAAAAAUAUGGACAAACUUAUAUGGUAUGUCAAUGAAAGACAACAGCAGAAAGGAAGCAUGAUCAAUGUACUAUACUCGACACCAUCAUGUUAUCUAAAAGCAGUAAAUGAAGCUAAUGUUACUUGGCCAUUAAAAUAUGAUGAUUUCUUUCCUUAUGGUUCAGAUUAUCACUCGUACUGGACUGGUUUCUACACUUCACGACCGAACCUCAAAUAUUUUGAGAGAUUAGGAAACAACUAUCUGCAGGUAUGUAAGCAACUCUUUGUACUGGCUGUACUGAACACCGAAGAUCUGAAAUAUUUAGAUGCACUAAGAGAUGCUUUAGGCAUAAUGCAGCAUCAUGAUGCGAUCACAGGCACUGAGAAGCAAAACGUUGCUGAUGAUUAUGCACUCAUUUUACAUAAAGCUAUUACAGGAUGUGAAAAAAUAACAAACAAUGCUCUCAGGAAACUAAUGCACAAAAAUAAGGAUGAAAGUAGCCACCAACCAGAGAUUUUUGAGUCAUGUCUUCUCCUGAAUAUCAGUGACUGUGCCAUCUCUGAGAAAUCACAAGUUUUUACUGUGACUGUUUAUAAUCCACUUAGCUAUGUCAUAUCCCACUACGUCAGACUUCCAGUGACAGGUGUAUCUUACUCUGUCAGAGAUCCUGCAGGUACACAACUGCCAGUUCAGCUUGUACCAAUUCCAUCACAACUUUUCAAUUUGCCAGGACGAAAGAGUAAAGCUACAGUGGAGAUGGUUUUCAAAGCUGAAGAUGUUCCUCCUCUAGGAUACAAAUCAUACUAUGUUGAAGAGUUGCCUCACAGAGUGCGUGGGAAAUCAGAUCUAGCAGAUGAUGGAAUGGACUCCACAAUUGGAAACAAGAACUUUCAAAUAAUAUUUGACGAAUUAACUGGUCUGAUUGAAGCAGUGAAAAAGAAUGGAACACUCAUCCCCCUCAGGCAAAAUUUUCUCUUUUACAAUAGUGCAAGUGGGGGAAGCACAUUUUCUGGGAACCGUGCCUCUGGAGCUUACAUAUUCAGACCCAAUGAACAAUAUGCAACUCCAGUUACAGAACCUACAAUCAUGGGAAUGAACAUAUAUAAAGGAGAAAUUGUAGAUGAAAUUCAUCAGAUAUUCACAGAUUGGAUAAGCCAAGUUGUUAGGGUUUAUAAAGAUGAUAACCAUUUUGAAUUAGAGUGGUUAGCUGGACCAAUUCCCGUCAAUGGUGGAUCUGGGAAGGAAGUUAUAAGCAGGUUCUCUACUAAUUUUGAAAACAACGGGACAUUCUACACGGACAGCAAUGGCAGGGAGAUGAUAAAACGAAUAAGAAACUAUCGUCCAACUUGGGAUGUGAAAGUAAAGGAACCUAUUUCUGCAAAUUAUUACCCUGUCACAACUAAAAUUGUAAUCAAUGACAAUAAAACAAAACAACAUCUAGCAGUAUUCACAGACAGAUCUCAAGGUGGAACCAGUCACAGAGAUGGACAAUUAGAGUUAAUGAUUCAUCGUCGUACAUUACAUGAUGAUGGCCUUGGAGUGGGUGAAGCCUUGAAUGAACAACAAUAUGGGAAAGGCCUUAUAGCUAGGGGGAAGCAUUAUGUGGUCUUAGCAGUCGGUAACAAACCUGGGAAGACUGCACUGGAGAAAGAUAUAGCACAGAGGAGGGGAAUGUCGCCACUGGUGUUUCUAGCAAAGACCAGUUACAGUUCCUUUGAAAAAUGGGCACAGAAACAUAAGACAGAAUUUUCAGGAGUGAAGCAGCCAUUGCCAAGAAAUAUAAAGAUAUUGACACUGGAGCCAUGGAGCAAUAACACAAUACUCUUACGACUAGAACAUCUUUUUGAAAAGGGUGAAGAUGACCAUUUGUCCAAAAGUGUUACUAUAGAUCUCCGUAAACUGUUUGUGAAUAUUCCAUUUUCACAUGUCACUGAGACAUUGCUGGGUGGAAAUCAACAGCCAAAAAAUGGAAAAUUACAUUGGACAACAGAAAAACACUCACAGAAGGAAACUGAACAUACAAGUAGAGAAAGUUCUCCAUAUUUAAUUACUCUUAUGCCGAUGCAAAUAAGAACUUUUAUUCUAAAACUGAAAACUGAGCUGUGAUGGCUUCAGUUACACAACUUGGGGAUGCAGUGAAUGGACAUCCCUGUUGUGGAUUGGCCGUAGGGAUCCAACAGACGUCCAGCAUGUCCAAGUCCUCCAACCAGUCCUUACCGAUGGCCAGUCCAAUUACUGCUUGCACUGAGCUUGACUCCUCACCUGUGAUCGAGUGGCAGCUUGCCUUGGGGUGUGACAGGCGGUGAAAGACUUCCAAGGGGGCUGCACGUGAGGCAUCCCCAGUUAAUCUAACAGAUUCCAAGUGCUGUCUGUGGCUGCAUAUGUAUCAUUUGUAGUUUUGUAAAUAAAGUGUUGUAAAAAUUCUUUUAUACCAUGUAUUAUGUAAGUGAAUACUGAUGCACUCAGACAAUGUAUAAGUUUCCAGGGUAUGUAUGAAUGUGAAGAUGGGCAGUGGUGAGUUAUCCACUGUUAUAGAAAAACAGGGACUCCUUAAGAUUACUCUGGAGUGAGGCAGGUGGAUGUUCUGGAAUGCUACUGCACGAACAGAGAGAUCAUGCAUGCCGCUGUGGGACACACAACAAUGCUAUGCUUGGAACGCUACACUGUCCUUUGUGGAUAAGUGUGUGGAAUGUGGAGUUUAUCUUUUCAGCACAAUCAGUGUAAAACUUUGUUUUAGACAUUAUCAGAACACCUGCUUGAAACACACAAACUCUCAUAAUGAGAAAUGGAAUAUGUUAAUGAUUAUGAUGUUUAUGAAAAACUGAUUUCUUAUUUCACUUCUUAUCCUUUUACUCAUUUUUUUCUAUGCCUUUAACUAUGUUGUUUGCAUUUUCUUGUAAAGUACUGACAUGAGAUUUUCAUUUCAAAUGUAAUGAUUUCUUGAAAGAUAUAAUUUUGGUGCUUAAAAUGUUUUAUGGUGCACUAUGAUGUUUUGAGUUAUAAUAACAUCAUCACAUGCCCCAAACUAAUUAUGAUAAUUAAUGAAAAGCUUAAUAACUGAUUAUCAAAAUUUAUGUAGACAUAACUGAAUGCAUUUAUGCAUCUGGAUUUCCAAUUGUAUUUCUUCAGACAUUCCCUGAUUCUGUUUCCCUUCAGGAAAAAACCUCAUGGAAUGUGGGGCACAUGUAGCACUGAAAAUGCAGGUAAAAUACUUUCUGCACUAUCCAAAAAUUUUCACUGUUUAAUAUCCAUUGAUAACUUGUACUGUAUUGCUAAUUCUGAACCUGCAAGCUUCAUUACAGAGACAAUAUUUAAUAUGCAAUGGACAUAAUAUUGUAUUUAUUUCUGACUUUACAUAAUUCAUUGUAAUUAUAAUGCAAAUAUUGUAAGUUGCUGGG